Trichoderma atroviride IMI 206040 is the source of this 884-nucleotide messenger RNA. RefSeq lists its product as uncharacterized. Lineage: Eukaryota; Fungi; Ascomycota; Sordariomycetes; Hypocreales; Hypocreaceae. The record is from RefSeq and is a predicted model, not a curated record.
CACAAGAUGCCCAGGGGCGGUCCGGGCUAUACUCUUUUGCCGGAGCCUGCCGAGUCGGGGGAUUCGUACAGUCGGCCACAAGCCAAGCCACCUACCGAUAUCCAAGUCACCACGACGAUUUCAUCGACUUCUGCUGACGCCUCCUCUGUCCAGGGCGCUGCCUCUGCCGCCACCGUCGCCAUGUCCCCUCGGCGGGAAGCGUCAAAGCCGUACAGGGAGGUUCUCAACUCGAGGCGCACGGCCGCGAACAAGAAGCGCCACAGCAUCGUCAUGUACAUCCACCUCAGCGGCUGCGGCGAGUCCGUCGUCGCCGACGAGUGCCAGCUCAGCGUGAAUGUGGUGGAGAGCCGCGUGCGGUACAUGCUGCGCGCGCACGGCCGGGCGCUCUUUGGCGAGGCCAACGCGAGCAAGAUGCCGGCCGUCAUGUUCAUGCCGGGCAGCGCAGCAAAAUACAAUGUGGUUAUCAAAGGCAUGCGCGUCAACGACGCCGUGGCGCUGCUGGGGCCGCAGUUUGGCGACGACUUGGAGGCCAUGGCGGAGAAUGUGCAGGCCGAGAGGCCGGUGAAGCUGCAGAUUGAGCUGUUGUGGGAUGGGGAGUAUCUUCCGGGGGUGAAUAGGGCUGCGCUGAGUCCGGCUGCGGCGGUGACGGCCAAGGCGUAUGAGGCUUCUCAGGCUGCUGCUGCUGCUGCUUCGACUCCUGAUACUGCUUCGGUUGAUGAUGACAACUAGGUGUAGAUGGAUGUAGAUAGGGGGCCUACUAUGGCAUCUUUGGAUCGUGAAAGGGGUGGAGGACUUGUGGUGAGGUUAUUGGGAAUGGGCAUUCUAUGGCCUACUUGUUUGCUGUUUAGUGAUGUUAUAAUUGAUUGCUGUUAACUUGUUUGUAA